Messenger RNA from Lytechinus pictus (painted urchin), 2919 nucleotides. RefSeq lists its product as uncharacterized. The record is from RefSeq and is a predicted model, not a curated record. Bases 318 to 1277 code for a protein of 319 amino acids. The transcript has 3 exons. Lineage: Eukaryota; Metazoa; Echinodermata; Echinoidea; Temnopleuroida; Toxopneustidae.
CUACAACUUCAUAUUCAACUACCUCAUUAGCACCAGGGACAACCGAUGACUUAACGGGUGGAACUCGGGUAUUUACGACGGAGUCGCACAUUUCGAUAACCUCCGGUUCGCCUAUUUCUUAUUCCGAAGUUGGCUAUAGCGUCUAUACUACCAUUAAAGAUAUUAUUACGGUUCACAAAUCAACCGAUUAUACUUUUUUGGACAAGACUUCGCUGGCAGUUUUGGAGACGAGUGAUACGAUUCCAACUGAUCCCACAAACGAAUGGACAACCGAUUUCCGUGCUACCGAUGAUAUCCUCACAACUCUUAAUAGUUUUAUGCCACCGUUAAGAACAUCCGAGGCAACAUGGCAUCCAGUAACCAGUGAUCCCACCACAAACGUGUUGCCAGAAACCAAAAGUUCUGCAACACCUGUUUCAAACUUCCAAACUCCUACCGAAAAUACAGGCGUUGGAGAAACAGAUCAAACGGCAGUCUUUCCGGAAACUAUCGGUGUCAGCGAACAGUCUACUGGAUAUCCUCAAACCGUACAAAGACUCACAACAGAAAUAGUAAUGGACACACUAAGAUCAGACAGAAUCCAUUCGAGUUCAGCUACAAUAAACCCUACAACCAUUGCACAUGAGGAAACCCUUCCGACAAGUACAUUAGACGUUUCCAUGAAAGGAACACUUACAUCGUUCUCUACAUUAUUUGAAGGCACUACUGACACAACAGAGGGCGGUCCUUCAAGUGACUUGACUGUCACUCUAGGACUCAAAACUACCUCGCAGUAUAUCUCAGUCAUGUCAACAAGCAAUGAUAUCUCCAGCGAUUCCUCAGAUAACGUACCUACCUCAUUGACCCUUGGUGAGACUACAACAACCACAAACCGUCUGUCAAGUUACCAGUCAACCACUCAAAUGGUUCCUCUUACCCAUAUUCUUGACACAACCGUAAUGAAAGAAGAAUCUACUACAACCUCGCCAGACAGGACUGGGCCGUUAACUAAAACAAAAAUUGUUACAGUUGAUCAACAAGAGACUACUGAAGAAAGAGGGACCCAGACAGCUUGGUGGGUAAUAUUUGCUAGUAGCGUAGGAGGAGCAUCGCUACUCUGGUUGUUGGCUUCUUGUGGCACUCUCAUCUUCGUAAUCAUGUCUAAACAGAGACGGAGGAGCGAUCACAAUAGGUUCGAUCCAUCAGAUUCUAGUGAAAAUGUCGAGUCUAGCGUUGUAUACAACCCAGGCGCAAUCAUGUUCUCAGACCCGGAAGAUCCAGGCAUACUUCACUAUUAGUUGGGAUAAAAAAAACAGUGAAAUACUUUUAAAAGUACUUAAUGGAUAAUCCAGAGAGACAAAUAUUCUGAAUCAAUUUUGAAAUGUCUCAAUUCAUCAUUUCAAUUAAUUGGGUCCUCAGUGGGAUAAUCUUUCGGAGAGACAAUGGACAUGGUACCCCUGACACACGAAGACGCCUUUUCCAACAUGCAGUUGAUCGCGUUCUUUGAACUGUUAGCUAGAUUUCCUGACCGAAUUCCUACUUAUGCCUUUAAAAGGGAAUCCAGCCUUGGCCAUAAAAUGUUGUGUUGAAAAGGAGGAAAAUAAAUUAAACAGAAUGGUGAAAGUUUGAAAGAAAUCAGACAAGCAAUAAGAAAGUUAUAGCUGCUUUAAAAUUGAGAUCACUAAGAUUAUGUAGAUUUCAAAUUGGCAACAGGGUAAGGAAAUUAUGACAAGGGGCAAGGACAAUUUCCUAUAGGCCAUGUAUUUAAUUGUUGGGGAUUUGUGGUUUUCUUCUAAGUAACCAUUCCCCUGGGGUAGUAAUCUAAACAUAACCCAGGUAGUAUAUUGUUUUAUGUUCUCAUGAAAGACAAAUAUAUUUUGAAUUUUUUUUUUUCGGAAAAUGACUUUUUAGCUAUUUUAUGUAUUGGGGUACAUGGAAGAGUAGUCCAUGCCGUACAUCACUGUGACAUCAAAUAUGCAACCAAUUUGAAGUCUCCAUGGGUAUAACAAUAUAUACAACUUUUAAAAAAUCAUAACUUUCUUGUUCUUUGUCCGAUAUUGUUCAAAAUGCAUCUAUCAGCUAGUUUGAUUUCCCUUUUUCCUGUAAAAACAAGUUUUUAUUUGGGUUAGAUUCCCCUUUAAUUUAUUUUUUGUUUUGCAUUAAGAUACAAUAUAAAUGUUUGAUACUUUUAUAAUCUAAUGUUAUAAAUUAGCUAAAUGCUUAUCGAGUGGGGGUUUCUUUAAGAGACACGGUUUGAAACACUUGGAUCAGUAUGCCGAACCCAAUAUCAACACUCAAUGGCUUACAAAAGCCAAUUUGAAUAUUUAGUCCAAAGUUAAGUUAAUUAUAGAGGUCAGAUUCGGCCAGUUAAUCAUUCGGACUAUUGAAACAUUUCAUUUCGUUUAUUUCAAUUUCUAAUAAUUUCAAAAGACUUUUUUUGAUCAUGAUGAAAAAACAUUCAUAAUAACAGCGUGCUUAAAGUAACUUCGAACUAUUUGACUAGUCGUAUUUAUCAUUAGUCAGUUUUUACCAAAGGGCAGAGAAAUACAUAUCUACUCUAAAUGAAUCAAAUAAACCUGAAGGCGAAGUAAUUGUAAAUUGUUUAAAUUUCCUACCUGUAUUACGCAUGCCAAUCAUUAAAAAACAUCAAUCUUUUUUUUCUGAAGACAUUGAUGAAUGACUACGAAUGUGCUAUUAAAUCAACGACCAUUGGUCCACCAUUCAAACACAGAAUAAUGCUUAAACACAUUCGGCUUGUUAAUAUUUGUUUGCGUUAGCUUUCUUUUUGAGAACUAAGAUAAAUAUGUUUCACUAUUAAACAAAUUUCCCCUCCCCAAGAGCAAGAAAAGUGUCAACUUGCCAAUGGAUAUAUACACAGAAUAUUGUAAAUAUACAUACAAUGUGCAAUCAAAUAGAUAAAAAUAAACGUAUUUCAUGAUG